Arabidopsis thaliana (thale cress) is the source of this 619-nucleotide messenger RNA. RefSeq lists its product as uncharacterized. The record is from RefSeq and is marked reviewed. The transcript has 4 exons. NCBI's taxonomy places the organism in Eukaryota, Viridiplantae, Streptophyta, Magnoliopsida, Brassicales, Brassicaceae. Bases 170 to 619 code for a protein of 149 amino acids.
GAAAGAGCGAAACCUAGAUCGAAAAUUCGUUUUGUCCUCUCCGGCGACGGUGUUCCUUACCGUUUGCCGGAGAGGACCACUCUCUUCUUUCCCUUUCUCUAGUUGUCUUCUCCGUGUUGUCUUUGUCGAUCCGGUGGUGCUCUGACCUUGGUUGGAUUUUCGUCUCUUGAUGGUGGUGUUGCCGCAAGAAGUUUCGCUUGUGGGGCAGUUUGCUACUGUCUCAUGUCGAGCUCUUGUUUACGGUGCUUGUGGACGGUGCUAUGACAGGCUCCUAGCGGCAGGACCUUUCGCUCGGCCUGAGAAACCGGUGGUGCAUCGCCGUGUUCUUCAGUCAUCGUCGUUGUUUCUUUGGGGUGCGGACUCUCCGGAUUGUCUUGAUGGGACGGCAAGCCUCAGGGUCACUUUUGUGAUCUUGGCUUGUUCGUUGCGGUUAGACGCGUUGGGGAUUCUGGUUGUUGGUGGUCAUCGUGUCUCCUCCUUUGGUGGGUUGUUGAAGGUGGUAGCUUCUUCAGCCAUGGGUACAGCUUCUCCGUGCCCGUUUGUCUUUGUCCCCGUGGCUUCUUCUCCGUUUUGCUUUAAGGGGGCGAAUAAGUCUAAGUGGCGAUACUAUCUCAGAUAG